Messenger RNA from Drosophila willistoni, 3477 nucleotides. Its product is annotated as myb-like protein Q. Bases 1 to 3336 code for a protein of 1111 amino acids. The transcript is spliced from 8 exons. Gene Ontology annotation, cellular component: extracellular region. The record is from RefSeq and is a predicted model, not a curated record. Gene Ontology annotation, molecular function: chitin binding. Lineage: Eukaryota; Metazoa; Arthropoda; Insecta; Diptera; Drosophilidae.
AUGUUGUUACCCAACUGCCUCGCUUUAGUUAUAAAGACGGUCAAUUGUCACAGCACCAAUCAAAGCAGCAGCCGCCUUGUUGACGAUUCAGAGUUGAGCGCCUCGGAGCGUAGUCGUCGCUUGAUACCUUACAUGGCCUUUUAUUUGCCAGCACCCGAGUUGCCCAUCAAUCAGCAAUAUGUGGCCAAGCAUUCUUCAGCCGCUGGCUCUGCUCUGCUGCAGGCACCUGCACCAGGUGGACGUAUACCCGUGCCUUUGGCCUACAUGCCACCGCAGCAUCAACAUCAACAUCCGCCCCAUUCACAUCCACAUCCGCCGCCUCAUCAUUUACCACACUCGCAGCGGGCGCAUUAUCAGUCCGAAGCAGGCGACGUGUACCAUGCAUUGGCUAUAGGUGGUAGCCAUCAUUCUCCUUCUCCAUCACCUGUACAGGCAAAGGAUCAGCAACCUAUUCCACCCGAUGUGGGCGCCACUUUUAUUGCCUACAAGCCAUUGAACCCAACGCAUAAGCACAAGACUGUGCAGCAUUUUCCGCCACUAACACCGCAGGAGCAGCAGCAACACCUCCACCACCACCAUCAACAGUCCCACCUACCCCAACAACAGCAGCAACAGUUUGAGCUGCUGUCUCCGCCGUUCCAUCGCCAGCGAGCCAAACAAUCAAAAAUCAAUUUAACACCGUUUACACCGCAGAAUACGCUGCCAGGACAGUUUAUACCCAUUAUUUAUACGCCACUAAGCAAUAGCAACAACAAUGAUCCACCACCGCCGCCCCAUAAUGGCGGCAAUACUAUCAAUUACAACAACAACAAUAGCAACAAGUCGCCGCCGCCGCCGCCACCAACAGAAAUUGUUUUUCAAACGUCGCCACAUAAAAAUUCCCAUCAAACACAAAUCGUUACGGAUUAUGCAGCAGCAUCAGCUGAAGUCACCUCAUCGGCGGAGCAGCAAUCAUCGGAGGAGCAAGAGGUACCACAACACCAGCCGCAGCAGCAGCCGGUGGUGCCCGAACAACCACCACCAAGCGUUGGCUAUAAUCCAGCGGCAUCAGCUUCCCCAUCAUCUCCUCCCUCUGGUACAAAAACUGCAUUGAUAAUACAUCAGAAAUUACCAACGAGUGGUUAUGGACAUGUUACCAAGUAUGAGAGUUACUUCAAUAUGGAGCCACCUGCCUCGUCCUCGUCACAGAUGACGCCUCAGGAGAAGUACGUGCUCUACUUACAGCAACGCAUGAAACAUGAAAAACAUCAUCAUCAUCAGCAUCAGCAUCAGCAUCAGAGCUAUGACCACCAGCAGCAGCCGCAACAGCAUCAUCCGUCAUCAUUGCCAGCGCAAAGCACUACAUUAGCUGGCAAGCACACACAGAAUCAUCAUACACCACAUUUGCUUUCGCAUACAUCAGUCGUACACACACAGCAACAGCAGCAGCAUAACACACACAAAUACAAUAACAAUGGGCCAUAUAUGCGUCCGGAUACGGCCUCUGGUCAACAGGUGUUGCAUAUUCCAUUACGCGCUCUCAUGACACAUGUAAUGACUGACGGUGGACAAGAGUUUAUUAAAGAUUCAGCCCUUGGCUCGCCAGCACCGCCGCAGUUUGUGGACUACCUCAUAGAUGGACCAACACAAUCACUGGAAGAGGAUCAACAUCAUCAACAACAGCAACAGAAGCCCCAACAUGCAUAUAUUUUGGUAACAACAACAGCUCCGCGUAUUGAACAACAUCCAUCGAAGCCUCAACUUCAUGAAAUAUCUACACAACAUCCUCCACCGACUGCAUACAAUCGGCAACCGACAUUACGCCUGAAACCUGUACAGCAGCAUACCUACAAAGCUACCAGGAGACCUAUAUAUGUAACAACCACAACCCAGGCACCACCACUACCACCACCACAUGCACCGCCGAGUCACACUGUUGAGAUUACACCAAAAUAUGUCUAUGUAUCGAGUAAACCACCAAUAACCUCAAAUGAAGAGGAGUUUGUGCCCAGCCGAGAGUCAUCUACCGUGACACCAAUUAAACUGAAACCAAUCUAUAAAUAUGCCCAUGAAAGGCCACCAGUUCUGAGUCCCCACCAUCAUCAGCAGGUUGAUGAAGAUCAAUUGCCUGACAUAAGAACGUCAUCUUUGGCCGAAAUACUACAUAAAUUGCAGGCCAGCAACCAUCUGCCACACACUCUGACGCCUGAUAACAUAGAUAAUUCAAUUAAAACAUUAAUACGCAUCCUGCAGAAUCUGAAGCAAACCCAAACAAUCGUUCCCAAUCCUCCCCAGCACCAUGAGACUCAAUCAAAUAAGCACAAAGACUAUGACUAUGAACAUAGCAGUGAGAAUCAAGGAGCAAUUACUACCACCUCGAAUGAGGAGCAAGACAAUGACGAGGCUCUCACAAAACUUAAAGGACCAAAUAAACAUCCCGGACCUAGUACUGGACGCCCUGGUAUCGAUUAUCCAAACUAUGCCGAGAUUCCACAGACCAGCUUUGAGUGCACUAAGCAACGUUAUAAAGGCUUCUUUGGUGAUCCAGAAACCAAUUGCCAGGUGUGGCAUUAUUGUGAUUUGAAUGGGGGAAAGGCCUCGUUUCUGUGUCCCAAUGGCACAAUAUUCAGUCAGAUUGCCUUGACCUGUGAUUGGUGGUUCAAUGUGAAAUGUUCGACCACCCCACAACUUUAUGUGCUCAAUGAACGACUUUAUAAGUAUAUAUUGCCCUUUAAUCCAAAAUUCCCAGAGGAUUACAACGGACCCAUAGUGGAUAAAUACUUGGCUAUGAAAUUCCAAGAGAUGGAGGAGAAAAUGCGCCUGGAAAAGCAACGUAAAGCAUCCAAGCAACAGCCAGAGAAGAGUGGAGGCGAAGCAGCCUCUACUACAUCUGCAUUGCCCAAGAAUCACAAACCCUCGCCCUCAACACAUGGCAGUGGCAUUAAUGCCCAGGUCUAUGAACAAAGCUCAGAGAAAAAUCUUCUUAUCGAUGAUGAAAUCGAUGAUAUUUCUGAACGUGGAACAUUCGACACUUAUGGUCAGUCAGCUCCAACAACUGUGAUGGCGCCUACGAGUAGUACACAGGAGAAGCAAUCGUUUGGCUUGAAGCCCAUUGUUGUCUCCUCCACAACCCGGCCAGAUAUUGAAUUGGAAAUAGAACCAACAUCACCCGAGAUCGUUAGCAGCAGCGAAGAGGAAGAUAAGCUGCAAAGUCUUAGAGACACAAAGGCAGCGGAAAACAACAACAAUUCAAAGCUUGAGACCACAAAAGUUAGUGUGGAAAAGCUGGAAGUGAUUGAGAUUAAAACCGAUGGUAAUACUGGCCAAUUGAUGCCCAUAACAACGAAUAGCGAAUAAAAUAAUGACCAUAAGAGAAAUUUAGAGAGAGAGAGAGAAAGCUUGCCAUAUUUGUAAUGAGAAUUAUACAUGUUUUCUUCAUAUUAUAUUGGUUAUCAAACUUAAAUUAUUUAUAGCGAGCAAGUACUGUAAAUAGAUAAU